AUUUUCGAGUUCUGUGACUGAAAGUCUCCUAGGAAUUCCUUUCGAGUCCGCUUAACAAUAGCCUUAAAAUUGUGAGUGUUAGUUUCGUAUUCACUACUCACGGAGAAUGAAUGACCGCACAAUCGUUCGAUUAAGUGGCUCAUUAGGCGCCGAGGAGGUCAUGUGAGCCAUUUAGGCAAAUUGCAUAAGCGAUCCAAUCCGAUCCGAUUCACUUAAGACUCAAGUGCUGUCCCAGCACAAUUACAGGACGGACAAUAGGAGCUCGUCGCAGUAGCCCAAGAUAUUGCGGUUGAGCACACCUGUUAUAGAGCACACCAUCACCACCACCCACCCGGUGGACUAAUGGAAUUUUAACGCCACGAAAAAGCUAGCUAACCAACCAACCACCCACUGGAAUCCGCCAUCCGCCAUCCGCCAUCCAAGGAGCAGGAUUAAUGCGAACGUGGGGCGCAUGUUGCUAAUGUAUCUCUUAUUAGCGGACAUACGCAUUCCCAUCCCUCAUGCUCAUUCUCGUUACUGUGUUCAUCCUGCCCGCUAGUGUCCUGCAUCCUGUGUCCUUAGCUAAUCCAGUGGAAACAUCAUUUUGAGCACCUGUUUAAUUGCGUUAAUCACCAGAAGCAAACAUUAUUGCCAGCGCCAUCAGAUGCCGAAAUGAUUAUGACUGGGGGUCCACGGACCCGGAUUACCGCGCUUUUUUGUUUUGUUUUUGUGCGCCCUCAGCACUUUGACCUUUGGCCUGGAUCCUUGGAGUCGGGGUAAUGCUAAUGCUAAUGCUAAUUUUUAUGUACUUUUUCCGGCACGCAGCUGGGCGGAAGUGUCGUCGUUUUGCCUCGCGAGUACCGAAUUAGUUGUGAAAAUAUGACUUUAAUAUCUAAUAUCUAAGAUAUAAGAUAUUACAUUUUACAAUGGCAUAUUCCUAUCUUUAGUCACAUAAAAACAGGAUGAUAGGGUAUACAGAAGUCCUUUGAUGAGUAUUAUAUAAAUGACAAAACAUGUUUAAAAACUUAAUGGAUUGAUGGACCUAACCAAACAUCGAGUCUUUUAAAACAUUUUGCAGUAACUUUAUUUCCCAGGACAAAAGCCCCAGAACAACCCAAGCCAAGAUUGUGACUUCAAUCUUUAUAAAAAUAACUAACCGAUUUGACGAUGAGCCACUACAAGUACCUGUUCAAGAUCCUCGUUCUGGGUGACUGUGGUGUGGGCAAGUCCUGCCUGCUGAUGCGUUUCUCGGAUGACCGAUUCACCGGCAAGUACCUGUGCACGGUGGGCGUGGACUUCAAGGUGCGCAGCGUGGAGGUGGCCGGUCAGGUGGUGAAGCUGCAGGUGUGGGACACUGCUGGCGAGGAGCGCUUCAAGUCGCUGCUGCCGGCCUAUUAUCGCGGUGCCCAUGGCAUUCUGCUUGUCUACGACACCACAUCGGCCAACACUUUCCGCAGCAUCGAUGGCUGGCUGGAGGAGAUCCAUCGCAGGUGUCCAGAUAGGGUGAACGUUCUGCUGGUGGGCAACAAGUGUGACGACCUGGAGCAUCGACAGGUGAGCCUGGAGCAGGCCCUUCACUAUGCCGAUCGCCGGGCACUCGGCUUUUGUGAGGUUUCCGCCAAGAGUGGCGCGAAUGUAAAUUACGCAUUCGCCGCGUUGGCCGUUGACAUAUUCAAUCGUCUUGUGGCCUUUGCACCGAAUCGCUUGUCAGCUGGGCAGUAUGAAAGGGAUGAAUCGGAGGACAGGGCGAAGUCACAAGUCACAGAAAAGAUUAGUCUAGUUGGCAAAGGUCGGCUGAGGUCCAAAAACAUCGAACCCUGUUGUUGAACACCUUGUUUAAUUAUAUUUUCUUGACAUUUUUCGUUUAUGUA
Drosophila yakuba is the source of this 1850-nucleotide messenger RNA. RefSeq names its product ras-related protein RIC1 (gene Rab9D). Lineage: Eukaryota; Metazoa; Arthropoda; Insecta; Diptera; Drosophilidae. The record is from RefSeq and is a predicted model, not a curated record. The transcript has a single exon. Gene Ontology annotation, molecular function: GTPase activity; GTP binding. Gene Ontology annotation, biological process: cellular response to insulin stimulus; protein secretion; protein localization to plasma membrane. Gene Ontology annotation, cellular component: endosome; synaptic vesicle; trans-Golgi network transport vesicle. The coding region runs from base 1147 to 1806 and encodes 219 amino acids.